Fragaria vesca subsp. vesca is the source of this 1195-nucleotide messenger RNA. RefSeq names its product cytosolic sulfotransferase 15-like. The record is from RefSeq and is a predicted model, not a curated record. Gene Ontology annotation, cellular component: cytoplasm. The transcript has a single exon. Bases 28 to 1017 code for a protein of 329 amino acids. Gene Ontology annotation, biological process: sulfation. Lineage: Eukaryota; Viridiplantae; Streptophyta; Magnoliopsida; Rosales; Rosaceae. Gene Ontology annotation, molecular function: sulfotransferase activity.
GUACCACUUUGAUCCAUGGUUUGAUCCAUGGCUAUCACAGAAAACCAGUCGGCUGAUCACGAAGAAGAAAAGCUUAGUGAUGAGUGCAAGGCCCACCUUCUUUCUCUUCCAAAAGAGAAGGGCUGGAGAACCCUUCACCAAUAUCAAUUCCAGGGCUUCUGGUGCCAAGCAGCUGAAAUCCAAUCCAUAAUGGCUUUCCAGAACCACUUCCAAGCUAGUGACUCCGACGUAGUCUUGGCCAGCAUCCCAAAAUCUGGCACAACAUGGUUAAAAGCCUUGGCUUUUGCUGUCGUGAACCGACACCGUUUCGACAUCAAGAGCCAUCCCUUGCUCACUUCCAACCCUCAUCAUCUUGUGCCAUUCCUCGAGUACAAUCUUUAUGCAGACAACCAACUUCCUGAUCUCUCCAAAUUUCCUGAGCCACGACUGUUUGGGACACACGUCCCGUAUCCUUCGUUGGGUACAAUCAAAAAGUCCAACUGUAAGAUAGUUUAUAUCUGCAGAAACCCAUUCGACACAUUUGUUUCUACUUGGCAUUUCAUCAACAAAGGGAAGCCACAGUCUCAAGCUCCAAUGUUGCUUGAGGAGGCCUUUGAUAUGUAUUGCAAAGGCAUCAUUGGGUUUGGUCCAUUUUGGGAGCACAUGUUGGGGUACUGGAAAGAGAGCUUGAACAGACCCGACAAAGUCUUGUUCUUGAAAUACGAGGACAUGAAGGAGGAUGGUGCAUUUCACUUGAAAAGAUUGGCAAAGUUUUUGGAGUACCCUUUUACUCUGGAAGAGGAGAGAAAUGGGGUGAUUCAAGACAUAGAAAAGCUCUGUUCUUUUGAGACCAUGAAGAAAUUGGAGGUGAAUAAAAGUGGCAUGUUUGUCAAGAACUUUGAGAAUAAGAGCCUCUUCAGAAAAGCUGAGGUGGGAGAUUGGGUUAACUAUUUGAACCCUAAGAUGGCGGAGAGAUUGUCCAAAGUUAUAGAAGAAAGGUUGGGUGGAUCUGGUUUGCGAUUCAAUGUGUUUUCCUAGCUAGCUAGACCCAGUCCCAGCUUGGAUCUCAUCAGUUAAGCUUUAUGGUUGUAUUAUCGAUUAUAUACCGUGUACGGUGUAUGUCAACUUCUUUGUUUAAUGUUCUCUAAAAUGUAAGUGUGCUUGAGCAUCUCUAUAAAAUAAGGGAGUGAAAUUUACACUUCUUAAUUUACAUCAA